AUGGCCGACCUCGACACGCAGGAGGUGAGAUCUUCGUCAUCAGCUCGUCUGCUAUUUGAGCCCCACCUGCGAUCGCGAUCAGGAGCUUCUGAAUUGGCUCCUCCGUAUGUCGGCGCGUGUGCCUAGGUCUUCGAGCGAAUUUGGCUUUCCUGGGGACCAUUUGGGUGUCCGGGCUGAGCUGUUGUGUCUUUUUGGGGGGGAUUUGGUGAGAUCAGAAUAUGAGUGCUGGAUUCCCGUUUCGUAAAUGUGACCCUCUGGUUGAUUUCAUUGUCUGAGUUAUUAAAAUGAUGGUGGAUUGAAUUGUGAUGUGUAUUUAUUCCGAGUGCCACUCGAUGGAUUAUCUAGUUCCACUUGUUUUUUAUGUGAGCCAACAUACCGUCGUGAGAUCCUUAUCAGAUGAACAGGUGGUUCAUGCCCCAUUAACUCAAAUAAAUCAUGUGAAAUUAAAAUAGAAUAGGACUCUAGUGAUUCAAAUGGUAAGAAAUAUUCUUAAUGCAAUAGUUUCUUUUGAAGUUCAGGUCGCCACUCCUUGUCCAAUGAAUUAGUGGACCUUUCUCUGUCCGCUCUUGUGAUUUUCCCUGAUAAGAUGGGACUUGAAGGCGUGUAGAUAAAUGAAGAACUAUACUACAGUGUUAAUUGGAUUGCAUAUUGUGGUAAAAUAAAUGUUAUGUGAAUCAAUACAAUGUCCUUGGAGAUGCCAUGAUUUUUCAUAAAAUCAUUAACAUUCUGAAAUUCCUUUUCUUGUUAGGCACACUGGAUUUAAUAGAAUAAAUAGUCGAGAGUGUAAUUCAGUGGCUACCAUUUUGGUUCAGCUAGGUGUAGACGCAGAUAGUUGCUCUUACUCAUAUAAGCACUCCUGAGUACUAAUAAUGUAUUUUUGAAUUCUGGCAAUCGGAGUUGUUUUGUUGGAUGAUGAACCUGCAUGUUAACCUGAAUUUCUUAUUUUUUAUCAAGGUUCUUCAAAGGGACAUACCAUGGGAGACCUACAUGACAGCUAAGCUUAUUACAGCAAGAUGCCUUCAGCUGCUGCGGCGUUAUGAUAAAAGAUCUGAAAGCUACCGUGCUGCAUUGCUUGAUGAUGUAAGUAUGAACAAAUUUUCCUGAAAUUUUAUUUUCACAGAUUGGUAUGCAGCAUGAACGCUUCCUGCUAGUUUUUACCUUUCAGAUAUAGUCUUUGAUAUCAACAUUUAUCAUUUUUGUGAUACCUUACCUCGUGCUUCUUUCAAUAAUUCUUCUCCUUGUCGAAUUUCAGUUACUCCUGAUAUGUUUUAUGCAUGUUGUACGAUGAACAUUUAUCGGACCUUUAGUAUAAUUUGAUUUUAAUGUCUUUUAUGAACCUUAAUAAACGUAUAUCUAAAGGGUAUCAUAUAUCAACAGGGCAGCGAAGUAUGCACUGUUCAUGUUGCUGACGCCACAGUGGAUCUCACUCUUGAGUUUGGUCGUUAGACUUAAGUGUGGUUGUCGAAAUCUAGAAAGCUAUGACAAAAAGGAUACUAGCGCUUCACAUCAUAAAUCUGGUCUCACUUGGGGCGAUGUUAUGUUGGACCUCUAGGGAAGUGAUAUCUAGUUGCAAAAUAUACCCUUUGACUUUGGGUAUUUUUUCGGGUCUGUGGGACAGCAAUUUGGAAAGAAAAAUAUGCAGAUAAUUCAAAAGUUGUUGUAAUAGAUGUCACUUUGCUCAUCACAGUAUUUCAAUGAUAGUGAUUUCAUGACAAAGCCUAUAGGCGAUGUCCCCCUUGAUGUUAUCGAUUCAUAUUCCUAUGGUGAGUGAGUUUGUGGAGAAGGGGAAAUGGUAUUUUCUCCCUCGAUGUACAUACGAUGAUUCAUUCUAGUUUUUGCUUACGAAACGGAUUUUUUAAUUGAUGGAUGGAGGUGAUUAGGUUAACACAUGAUGGCCAUUCUUCUGUUAAUUUUUUUCGUAAGAUAAUUGUGUUUUUAAAUGACCCCUCUAUGAUUCUUGAUACACCCAGGGCAAUUGGUGAUUUCCAGUUUGGUUUACAUCUCUCACUGCGGAUCCAGCUGUUGCUUGGAACAUCUUGAUAUUAGCCCUCCACUACAUAUUUUAAGGAUACCUCAUGCCGUCAGUUGCCAAUGAUUACGAUUAGGUGGAUAAUUAUGAACCUUUCGCUCACAUUUCACAUUGGUGAAUGUAAAUGGGUCAUGUGGAUAUGAUGUUUUGAUUUACAUUGAAACAUAAAUGUUUAGCUCCUUUUAAAAUUUACUUAUCCUUGUAUUUAUUUUACAUUACGUAUUGUGCAAAUAUCCUUGCAAUGUAGACAAUCUCCAUGAUCUUAUGAUGCCUUUUCUCUAUUGAACAGUCUUAAUCUUUUACGUAGCCUUUCUCUUAGUUUCCUUUUCCGUCUAUUGAUUGUAUCCACUUUGAUUAUUAUUGAAUUUACAAAGAGUCCUUCAAAUUCUGAUCUGAAAGGAAUAACUGUAUUUUGGAAAAGAUAGUGAGUUCUUUGUGGUUGUAUUUAUUUUUGAACUAGUAAGGUCACAAAACAUCAUAAGUUAAGAAAAGAGUUGUGUUUUUUUUAUUGUUAAAACAGUUGCGAUUGUUAAUUUUUGCAGGAAGGUCCAGAUUACAUUCGAGUCUUUGUCAACAUUCUGCGGAACAUUAAUAAGGAAGACACAGUGGAAUAUGUUCUUGCCCUUAUUGAUGAAAUGCUCACUGGUAUCUGGAGAAUUAGACAACUAUUGAAUUUUAUGUCAGUUUUUUUCUCCAUUUCUCAGCAGGAUUAUUGAUUUUUUUGGCAGCAAACCCCAAACGAGCCAGAUUAUUUCAUGAAAAAUCUCUUGCAAGUGAAGACACUUAUGAGCCUUUCUUAAGUUAAGUUUUAUCUAAAAUCAGCAUAUAAUAGUUGGUGAUCAUUAUGAUAUCGUCUUUCUUAUUCUAUUGUUGUUCUUGGGACGUAGAUUUCUAAAUGUGUCCCAAAUUGUGGUAUCAUUUUAUUUGACGGAAUUGUUAAUGGAUCUUAUUCAUCUCCAGAUUACUUUGGAGCAAUAAUUGGUUCAUGCAAGAAAAGAGUUGUAAAAUAUUGUCUCUUACAGUGAGGUAUUUAACAAUUUUCAGUUGAAUUUUCUGGUGAUCUAGUAUCAUUUCAUGUGAUAUCUUAUGUUGAAUUUUAUUUUUUUUCCUUUUUUACAGUUUAAGGCCGAAAACACAGAGUAAUCCGUUCUCAAAUGGUGAAGCAUCACAUUCUGCGGACAAGUUUACUGGUAUUGAUGAUGUUGUACUCAAACCGUUGGUUGAGUGGCUCUGUGCUCAGGUCAGCAUUCUUGUAACAAAAAACUUGGAUGAUACUUCUGACACUAUUCUAUAAUGUUUUGCCAUAUUUUCAAGAAUAGAGAGUUUUGGAAUGUGGUCUUUAGUGGUGCUUGGGAAAAACUCCAAUCUAGGAUUUACUGUGUACCCAUGCAGAUGCUCUUUGUGUUGAAAACGAAAAAUGCUGCAUAACACCUUUUCACAUUUUAUGUAAUACAUGAGCUGAAAUCUUAUCUGAAAUUAUGUGCAGUCACUGUGUUUUUCAUCUUAUUUUCUUAAGGUUGAUUGUUCUGUAGUUUUGGCGUCAUACUAUGAUUGACAAAGCAUAUUACAUGCAGUUAAAGAAGCCAACACACCCGACCCGUAGCGUUCCAGCAGCUAUCAAUUCCUUGGCUGCUUUACUGAAGGAACCCUUUGUACGAUCUCUGUUUGUUCAGAUAGAUGGGGUGAAACUGCUGAUUCCUUUGAUUACUCCAGCAUCCACGCAGCAAUCCAUUCAGGUGAUAGACCGUGCUUGGAAUUAUUGGUAGUACAAUGGUCAUUUUUGCUAGCAUGCCUGUACUAGUUUUCUGUAGCAUGAUUCGUAGUGCCUAGCUCUUACUCUCUUUUGUAAUUUUCUUUGUUCAUCUACUCUUCUAAUAAUGGUAAGCCAAGAUUUUGUGGGCACCAACGGAUACCAGUGUUGAUUAUCUUGUAUGAAUUCAUAAAAUGCUUGCUUUUCUACCACUAAUUAGUCCGAAGGUUAGGAAGAAUUGUUGUAAUGCUACUGACAUAUUAGAAUUGAUAUUAUUCUGACUUCCCCAUCCAGGAUACCUACUAUUGUGGACUGCAUACUUCCAUUCUGAAAUUUUGAAAACUUGUGCUGAAUCAUUAGUUAGGUUUGUACUAAGGAGAAUUUGUUGCCCAGGCCAUCAUGGAAUAAGUCACUGUUCUCUCAAAGAAAAGUGGUGUAAAGACUUGCGUAUUCAUGCUUGAAAGUAUGCCAAUAGCAAUAGCAUACACUAUAGAAGUUACCUAACUGAGAAAAAUGGCGAGCAGCUCUCCAAGGGAAUCGACUAGUGGGAUAAUAAAACUCUAUUAUUAUGAACAGUACGAAUUAGUCACACGAUUAUGAGCAGUACGAAGAUAACUAUGCUUUAUCUUAUGGUACUUACCAUUUUAUGUAGGAUUAGUCCCGUCACAUCCUUCAUGUCAUUCCAAGUGAAUGUUUACCUUUUGGGAGAAGUAAAUCAUGAACAUCUAUUUCGUAAUGUAAUCAAAUUUCCAGUAAAGGUAAUCAUGAGCCAUGUUCUUUAACAUAAUAGAAAUUCUCAAGCGGGAAAUUUUGAUUUCAGAGCUUGAAACUGUGUUGUAAAUGAUGUACAAAAAAGGUCGUAUAGAAGUUAAUUAAAAAGCAAUUAGUGAUUAAAAGAAGUGCUAGGCAAAUGGAAAAGUUACUGAAUUGUCGUAGUUUUAUGUUAAGAAGGCCGUUUAUUGAAAUAGCGCUUAUACUGAACUGAUGCAAUAGUUUUGUCAGGAGAUAUAUACGAUAGAGUGCCCAAAGAUUGAAAUUGGUUGUAGGAAAGUUCUAUACACCUGGUUAAAAGUACGUGUAUCAGGAUCAUGGCUAAUGUGAAGAUGAGUAAUGAAAGAGAAAUGAUUUCGAAAUGUGCUUUGAGUAUAUUUCUAACCUGUCAGGGAUAAUUCCUAGAUGUGAACAUGAAGCUCCAAAAGGUUGUUCUUCAUGGAUAGACAUUCUCCAAAAGGUUGUUCUUCGUGCACACAUGAACACCUCAGAGAAGGUUGGUAUAAUUCACUAUGGUCUUGUAUUAAUUGGCUCUCAUAAUCUCUCUCUCUCUCUCUCUCUCUCUCUCUCUCUCUCUCUCUCUCUCUCUCUCUCUCUCUCUCUCUCUCUCUCUAUCUAUCUAUCUAUCUAUCUAUCUAUCUAUCUAUCUAUCUAUAUAUAUAUAUAGGCAUACAGACACACACAUGAAAUUUAGUCUAAUUGUCUAAUGUCGGCCUGCACGAACCAAUCCUGCCAAACCAGGCUGACCAAUUUAGUCCUAUUUAUCUGAUUCUAUUCUGGCAGGGCCAAAAUAACCGAUCAGACGGGCUUCAGGAAUACUUGAAGCAAUUCAUUAUUUCAAUGCAAGCCCCAUUGUGGUCUUCUUUGCCCUGUUUGUCCUUCAACCUGAUGAUUCUGAAUUCCACAGGAUCAUUUGUCUCCUUUUUUUUCUCACUUUCCUUGAUGAGAGGUGAUCAGGAAUGAAAGGAGUUUUUUUCAGAAUUUUCCAGUUUUAAUGAUUUCAAUGUAUUUCCAUGGUAAUUUGUUUUAUAAUUUCUAUUCCCCCCUCUUGUCAAAAGCGGAAGGUUAUUCUAGUACUAAAAGGAGGUUCCAUCUACUUAUGUGCAAAGGUUAUGAGCUUAAUCGCUCAUACUUCUGUAGCCAUGAAGUUUGUCCUGUAAAUCGCCCAUUUUGAAUGCCUGCCCGAGUAAACUCUGUCUUUUCUCUGCAGCUCCUUUAUGAAGCUUGCCUCUGCAUUUGGCUGCUAUCAUACUAUGACGCAGCCAUAGACUACCUGGCAACCACAAGAAUCCUGCCACGGCUCAUGGAGGUGGUCAAAGGCUCCACAAAGGAAAAGGUGGGAGGAAUCUGACCGUAAUCUUUCUCUCCCCAUUUAAAGGUCCUAAUGUGUGAUGGUGAACUUAGUGCGUUGACUUUUAAUGCCGGGCAGGUGGUGAGGGUUGUCAUCUUGACCCUCAAAAAUUUCCUGUCCAAGGGGUCGUUUGGUGCCCAGAUGGUCGACCUCGGUUUGCCACAAAUAGUAAACAACAUGAAAGCACAGGCAUGGAGUGAUGAGGUGAGACUUGGCCACUUUCUUAGUAUAUAUAUAAUUCGACAGUAAUCUCGAGAGUUUCCUUAGCUGGAAGUUUAAUGAUGCCUUUUAAUUCGCUCACUAUGUUAUGUCUUGAAAGUUAUUUACCUUUUACUGUGACCGGUGUCAGUUGGACUAUAUAGAAAAAUAAACUUGGGUUCUUGCUCGGCAGAACAAUAGUCAACGGUGAUAACUCAACUCUGCUGAUUAACAAUCAACAGCUUUGUUUUUUUUUUUUUUACAGUUGACGAAUGUAUUUUUCAACAGAACAGUAACUUGGGUUCUUGCUAGGCAGAACAAUAGUCAACGGUGUCAGACUUCUGUUGAUUAACAAUCGACGGCCUUGUUUUUCUUUUUCUUCAACAGAAUAAUAAUAACCUGGGUUCUUGUUAGGCAGAAAAAUAGUCAACAGUAUUAGACUUCUGUUGAAAACAAUUAUCGGCUUUAUUUUUUUCCGCUGAAAAAUAUAAUUAUCUCUGUAGGAUCUCUUGGAAGCGCUGAGUCAGCUGGAGGAGGGGCUGAGAGAUAACAUCAAGAAGCUGAGCUCAUUUGAAAAGUACAAGCAGGAAGUGCUUCUGGGCCAUCUGGACUGGUCCCCCAUGCACAAAGAUCCCAAUUUCUGGCGCGAGAACAUAUCUAAUUUCGAGGAGAAUGACUUCCAGGUAUGCAUUCCACCCGGAUUAUAUCAAAGUUGACCUCAUUUAUCUAUCUAUCUAUUUCAUUACUUGAAAUAGUCGUAUCUUGGAACUGUACUUCCCUAAUUAAAAAGGGUAUCUACCUAUAUACCCUUUUUUCUCAUCGCGAAAAGAAAAACAGAAGAGAGAAAAUAAUAUCUUGGAUUUUUUUUUAAAAAAAACCGAGCUAGAAUUAUUUUAUUUUAUUUUUCAUACACAACAUCCUUCGCUGGUUAUCUACACUUUUCCUAUACCAUUUUUUUAUAAAAAAAAUUAAAAAUUAAUUCUGCUUGUCAAGUACUGAAGAGGGAGAAGCUAAUUGAUAACCCAUCGAAAAAUCUAAGAAGAAAAAUUUCCUGUGGUGGCAGAUUGUACGGGUCCUGAUCACAAUCCUGGACACAUCCAGCGAUCCGACGGCGCUUGCCGUGGCCUGCUUCGAUAUAUCGCAGUUCAUCCAGUACCACCCGGGCGGGCGGAUCGUCCUGUCUGACCUGAAGGCCAAGGAGCGGGUGAUGAAGCUCAUGGACCACGAGAACGCCGAGGUGAUGAAGAACUCCCUCCUCUGCAUCCAGAGGCUCUUCCUCGGCACCAAGUACGCGAGCUUCAUGCAGUCUUAA
Molecule: messenger RNA, 7411 nt
Organism: Spirodela intermedia
Lineage: Eukaryota; Viridiplantae; Streptophyta; Magnoliopsida; Alismatales; Araceae
Source: the annotation of a GenBank genome assembly